AUGUCAAAUCCUUGUUCUGUCUGUCUGCUUAAACUUGAACUGAAUUUUAAACGAUUUCAGGAGAAUCGCCUGUGUUUCUGGAAUUUCGAAUUAGUUGAAUCGGUAAAUAAUUUGGAUUAUGUUGGCUUUAUUAAACCAUCAACGUUAUUUGUUUCGUCAUCACAAGAACGAUAUCUACGAAUUCUUCGUUUAGCAUGGUCAAGGCGUUUAUUGAAACCUGCGAAAGGAUUUGCUAUAAUUUCGCUUGGUGAUGUUGGAGGAAUUCAGCUUCAUGAAGUCGAACAAAUGGAAUUUGUGCCACUUGCUGAUAUACUAUGCAAUGAAAUAGGGAAAUUAAAUCGCCUUGGCUUACCAGCAACAAUAAAUUCAUUGCAAAAUAUGAUUUUUAAAGAAUGUCCUCCGAUAGCAAAACCAACGAUUGAAAUUUUACGACAAACAAUAAAUAAAUUACUUGAAAGUGGCCUUAUAUAUUGCAUGGGAGAACAUUUUUUUGUAUCGGUGCCCAUUUCGAAUCCAUAUCAUACGACGACGAAAACUGGAAAUACACCAUUGAAAUCAACGAAACAAUGCCAAACGGGUAGCAGUAUUGUUGAUGCACCAAUUCACACUUCAUUAUUUCAUCACAAACGAUCGAACAAUAUCUCGAAAAAUAAAAAAGGUUCAUUUUAUUAUCUUUUACUGGAUAUUUCACCUACUUUAUUACCACUUACAAUUCGAGGUAACAUAUAUAACCUGAAGAUAAAAUCGAGAUCUCUCACUUCCUGCAGUUCUUGCCUGGUGUAA
This is a messenger RNA of Dracunculus medinensis (Guinea worm), 783 nucleotides long. NCBI's taxonomy places the organism in Eukaryota, Metazoa, Nematoda, Chromadorea, Rhabditida, Dracunculidae. The record is from the annotation of a GenBank genome assembly.